AUGAGUUACAUGCGGACUCAGAAGCCUUUACUCCAAAAAUACCCCCAGGAAUGGGUCAAACCCAUUGGAUGGAAGUCUGUAUUCGAAAACUACUACCUCUAUACUGCUAUGGGAUCUGGCAGCUUCGGAGAUGUGUAUCUUGGUAAAACCAAGAUGAAUUCCAAGAUAUUUAUUCGAAACGACAUCAGAAUUUCCACUCUAUUAGAACCUUUACAUGAUCACCACCGGAACCGACUGCCAUUGGUGGCUGUGAAGAUCCUCAAGACUCCCAUCACUUCUAUGGAAGAGUAUAGACGGAGCAAGGAACUCAAGUUUAUCUUGUCGAUUCCUUCUCACCCCAACUUGGUGGAGGUGUAUGAUCUAUUCAUUGACCCUAGCAGCCACCAGGUUAACAUCGUGAUGGAAUGUAUGGGCCAAACCCUCUACCAUUUGGUGGUCGCUAGAGGCAGUUUGAAGUUCAGUCCCGUCACCAUGAAGAGCAUUUUGAGUCAAGUAUUGAACGGAAUCAAGCAUAUCCACAAAUAUGGGUUUUUGCACAGAGAUUUAAAGCCCGAAAACAUUCUCUUGAUUGCCACCAUUCAGUUUUAUGGGGACAAGGAGAAUAUUCCCCCACACCGCAAAUGUGACAGCUAUAUCGUAAAGGUCGCUGACUAUGGGUUGAGUAGAAGCGUAGAUGACAUGUCACCAUACACUUCAUAUGUGGCCACCAGAUGGUACAGAGCACCCGAGAUCUUGUUGCAAAGAGGAUUAUACGGCAGGGCUGCCGAUAUGUGGGCAUUUGGGCUUAUUGUCAUGGAGCUUGUCAAUUUCGCAGCAUUAUUCCCCGGGGAUAAUGAGGUAAACCAAUUGUGGUUAAUUGUCAAAACCCUCGGAAGCCCGCUUUUGCCAGAAAUAACCUACAUUGGCACUAGUCCGACCUAUUUAAUCCCAUUGGGAGGGUUUUGGAGAGAAGCUCAUUCCUUGGCAUCGAAAUUAAAGGUUCUGUUUCCUUAUGAGCGAGGAGUGACUAUUGGUGAGUUGUUUUCGACCGAUAGGUACCAAGGAGUCGCGGAGGUUGUACAAGGAUGCCUCAAGUGGGAUCCAGACACAAGGUCAGAUGCGAAAGCCUUAAGUUCAAUGAAAUACUUCAAAGGCACUUGCACCUAUGAGCUGUACAGGCCUUCGACCCACUUUCGUCAAAAUAAUCACAACCUUUUCUCGGCCGGAAACUACGGUUCAAACAGCUGCAAAGUAAUCAAACCCAAAUAUCUUUACACAGAUUUCUAUGAUGGGUACGAAGGCCAGUUUAUGGGUUUCAACCUGCCCUUGCUUCCUUUUCGCAACCGUUCGUAUUUAAGCAAACCCACCACGGAGUUGUUGGACGAAGAUCACGAUGAGAAUGUAUAUGACCCAGAAGUCCUGGUUGACGUGGAAAUCGACGAAGAGUACUUUGAUUCGGAUGCGUACGACUCUGACCGGUUAGAAAAGCUCUUAUCCAAUGCCGACAAUGAGAACGAGAACAGUUAUCACUGGAAUGGCCCCGCGGAAGACAUGAUCCCCAAACUCCAUCGGCACCAUACUAGAACUAAGACCCCGUUUCACUCGAAAGACCAGUUUCUCAAGGUCCCCAAUUGUGGCUAAUAUGUGUACUUAUAUUAUUGUCUUAAAUGUAAUGUGAAAGAAACCCUCACCUGCGCGCAGCACCCCACAAAAUAUAAUCUCCACCAUAAGCGUACAUCUUCACAACUCCAUAAAAAUGUGUAUUUUGUUGGCAAGCACCGAAAGCCCCGACUACCCGUUCAUUCUAUUGUCUAACAGAGACGAGUAUUUCCGCCGGCCCACCGAAAAUGCCCGGUUCCGGCCCCUCAGUAACAGACACAUAUUAUCACCUGCUGACUUGGGACGAGCAGAGCAUGGAACCUGGAUAGGAGUCGAUACCACCGGUAAACUCGCAGUUCUUGUCAAUUACCGGGAAAGUGAUGAUCUCAACGUCAUCAGUGAAGUGUCUCGAGGAAUUAUUCCGGUUGACUAUCUUUCCAGUGACUUGUCCGAUGAGGAGUGGUAUGAUAACCUCGAGAAAUCUUUGGCUUUACGAAUCGUGGGGAAAAAAGUGGAUUCCAUUCCGCUCAGAAGAGUAGGCGGAUUCUCGCUUCUCUACGGUCAACUCAAGUUGAAUGACCUGGGGAAGAUCAACAAAUUAAACAUCAUCAGCAAUAGAGGUGAUAAGGGAACCGUCUUUGAUUUUGAUUCACCUCCAGACCAUUUCCACUCUAAUGACACGACCAUUGGACUCUCCAACUCUCUCUUCUACGAGCCGUGGAACAAGGUCCAUUUGGGCCGCCGGGCAUUACAUGAAGUUAUAAAUAAGUCAACAGAACAACACUACACCCAACAACAGCUCGUGGAAGAGCUCUUCAAAGUGCUUUCAACAAACUCCUACGACCAGUCGUUUGCAAACAAGUCCAUGAAAGACAAGCUUCUCGGAUUAAGAGAUACAAUCUGUGUACCUCCGUUAGAAACUCAGUUUACUGACAAAGAGUUGAACGACACCAUUGGUAAAUACUAUGGGACCCGGACCCAAACAAUCAUUUUGUUGGAUAAGCAUGGGGUGUUGCACUAUUAUGAAAAAGUUCUUUACUCCAGUGACGAUUUGGCUGCACCAGGCCUGGGGUACCAACACUUCACGGUGAACGUCGCAAAGCAAUAACAAUUAGCUUCAAGGCUUUGAGCGCGAAGUCUUGAAGGAAAAUAGAGUAUAGAAGAUAUAUCAAAUUAAUACAAGAUGAGCCUUGAAACUUUAGAGGAGUAUCCAUUGACCAGUGUGUACCGCAAGCCUGCGCUCAAGCCACUGGCUGUACCUGAAUUGUUGAUUUUCAUUCCUGGGAAUCCCGGGUUGGUCGAGUACUACAUCACCUACUUAGAGUUGAUCCAGCAGGCGCAUCCUACGUUUGAAAUAUACUGUAUUUCCCAUGCGGGCUACCAAACUACAGGCGACUACGUGAAGGAAGGAUCCAAGAAGUAUCCGGUUUACUCGUUGGAUUUCCAAGUCAAGCACAAGUGCAAAAUAAUUAAUGACAUUCUUCAUCAAAAGGGAGGUAAGGCCAAUUUGUAUAUAAUGGCCCAUUCGGUGGGGGCAUUCAUUGUACAAAGGGUGUUGAAGAUAUUGGAGGCAAACAGGGAUGUCCUCGUCAAGUUUGUGGGUUUGAUAUGUCCUACGGUGAUAAACAUAAAAGAGUCGACUUCGGGUCAAGUAUUGCUGAAGCUACUGACGUACUUACCAUUGGUUCAAUUGGGGUUGGUUUUCAGUUACGUCCUCGGUUUUUUGUUCAGCAACAAUGCUAUCAAGUGGAUGUUUCGGAAUUUUGUGUUUUCAAGUCCUAAAAGUGCUACUCGGAAUGCUGCAGAGGCAUUGGAAAACUCAGUAUCUGCGUCCGUGAAGUUGGUUACCUCGGGUCGAAUUGUCAAACAAACGUUGACAAUGGCAAUUGAAGAAAUGGAAAUGAUUUUGGAAGAUGAUGAGCUCAAUGACUGGUUUUUUCAGGAGUUAUCGGCUCAAGGGACCAAGAUAUGGACAUAUUUUGCAUUCACUGAUCAUUGGGUGCAUGAUAACACUAGAAAUUACAUCUUGUCAAAGUACCACGACGAGUCAAAUCCCAACCUUUCGUUUGAAUUGGGAGAUGUAGACGAUGGGAUUACACACAGUUUCUGUGUAGACCAGAGUGAAGAGUUCGCAGAAAUCACUUUGAAGAUGAUGAACCAGUUUUUGUAGGGUAUUUAUAGAAUGUUGUUGAACAGAGAUGCGUUGCUGUUAUCUAAACCUAGUUGCGAUUUAGAUACUUUCUUGCAGCCAAGCGAUGCGAUGGACCAAAAACAAUUUAAAAAUGCGAAGAGAUAAAAAAA
Messenger RNA from Yamadazyma tenuis ATCC 10573, 3879 nucleotides. RefSeq names its product protein kinase (gene IME2). The record is from RefSeq and is a predicted model, not a curated record. Gene Ontology annotation, cellular component: nucleus; cytoplasm. NCBI's taxonomy places the organism in Eukaryota, Fungi, Ascomycota, Pichiomycetes, Serinales, Debaryomycetaceae. Gene Ontology annotation, biological process: intracellular signal transduction; protein phosphorylation. Gene Ontology annotation, molecular function: ATP binding; protein serine/threonine kinase activity.